ACCAAACCAUACCAAGCCAGCUAGGGUUCCGCCCCCACUCGGCCUCGCCUCGCACGCAGGCUCGCAGUCCCCGAUCCCCCCCCCCCCCCCGCGCCGCCGCCUCCGUCGCCUCCCCCUCCCGCCGCGGCCGCCCGCCGUCUCCGCCGCGCCCCUCCGGCGGCGCUUAUCCGGGAUCAUCGCUGCCCUACCCUGCCGCGCGCACCAGCGGCGCCCCUGCGCGAGGAUUCGUCUCGGCUUCUCAGGUUGCUGAGAAGAGAAGUGGCACAUCCUACAUGGAUGUCAUGCAGACAAGUGACUCUUCACAUCAUGGAAUUGUAGAAAACAGCCCAUAUAGAAUUCCAUAUGAUAGACAUGCUGAAGGUGGCCAACUUGGUAAUUCAUGGUAUUUUAGUAGAAAAGAAAUAGAGGAGAAUUCCCUGUCAAGGAGAGAUGGCAUUGAUCUGAAGAAAGAGUCUUAUCUUCGCAAGUCAUACUGCACUUUUCUGCAGGAUUUAGGGAUGAGGCUUAAAGUGCCUCAAGUUACAAUUGCUACAGCUAUAGUGUUCUGUCAUCGUUUUUUCCUUCGGCAGUCACAUGCAAAAAAUGACAGGCGGACAAUUGCAACAGUUUGUAUGUUCUUGGCGGGAAAAGUUGAAGAAACCCCCAGACCUCUGAAGGAUGUCAUACUCCUUUCCUAUGAGAUCAUCCACAAAAAAGAUCCUGCUGCAGUUCAGCGAAUUAAGCAGAAGGAAGUAUAUGAACAACAGAAGGAACUUAUUUUACUUGGGGAGCGUGUUGUUCUUGUGACACUUGGUUUUGACUUGAACGUGCACCAUCCCUACAAGCCCUUGGUUGAAGCAAUAAAGAAAUUCAAGGUUGCUCAAAAUGCGCUUGCUCAAGUUGCCUGGAAUUUUGUCAACGAUGGGCUCCGCACUUCACUUUGCCUGCAAUUUAAGCCCCACCAUAUUGCGGCUGGAGCAAUCUUCCUGGCUGCGAAGUUUCUCAAAGUCAAGCUUCCAUCAGAUGGCGAGAAGGUCUGGUGGCAAGAGUUUGAUGUAACCCCGCGGCAGUUGGAAGAGGUUAGCAACCAAAUGUUGGAGCUCUAUGAGCAAAACCGUGUUGCACCACCACCAUCGCAAGGGAAUGAUACCGAAGGGAGUUCUGCUAGUGUUGCUAAUCAACGUGCUCCUGGGAAAGCUCCAGGAACAGCUGACGAACCUCCUACCCAUGAAAAUCAUCAAGGAUCCAGGCAGUCGAGCCAGCAAAACGUGUCAGGCCACCAUGGCUAUGACCAUCCUCAUCCUGAGAAGCAAAACUCAAAACAGAGGAUACCUCAGAAUGAAGCAAGGGAUGGCAAUAGCAAUGAAGGCCCCAAUAUGUCAUCCUCAAUGAUGGACGCAAUGAAGAAGAUAGACAGGGAUAAGGUGAAAGCGGCCCUGGAGAAGCGGAGGAAAUCUAAAGGUGAUGUUUCUAGAAAGGUUGACGUCAUCGAUGAUGAUGAUCUCAUUGAGAGGGAGCUGGAACAUGGUGUGGAGUUGGCUGCGGAGGAUGAGAAGACCAAGCAGGAUAGAAGGCAGAGUUGGCCCCAUCCAGCACACCGGGAGGAUCAGCAGAACGCUGCUCGCAUGGCAGAGAAUUCCGAAGAGGGUGAGCUGUCCAUGGACAGCCAAGAAUACCGUUCUCCAGAGCUCGACAACUGGAAGAGAAAGGACGUCCAUGAGCACCGGAACUAUGAUCGUGGUGAAAGGGACGUUAAAAGGCUAAGGUCAUGAAAGUUCGACCCCUUUGGGACAAGCUAUUGGCAGUAUCGAAUGUAGGCUAUAUGACAUAAUGAUGUGGAACCUACUUUUCGGUCACAGGUGUACUCGAUGCCUAUUUGGUCUGCUGGGAGAUUUGAACUGUAAUAUAUAAUUUGAGAGAUGGUUUCCCCGGGGAGUAUGUACAUGUUUAAGAAAUGUUCGCUAUUCAUGAUAAGGUUAUGAGCAUUCCGCAGGCUUAAGCUGGAACAGUAUAAACGAGGCUGCAUCAGAAGGCCAUCUGUGCCUCAGAAAGUGAAAUUGUGUCAUUCAAUAUGACUAUAUUUAUCUGAUUGCAUACUGCUGACUGAA
Molecule: messenger RNA, 2087 nt
Organism: Phragmites australis (common reed)
Lineage: Eukaryota; Viridiplantae; Streptophyta; Magnoliopsida; Poales; Poaceae
Product: cyclin-T1-3
Exons: 7
Coding region: 273-1751 (492 amino acids)
Biological process (GO): positive regulation of DNA-templated transcription, elongation; regulation of transcription by RNA polymerase II
Cellular component (GO): nucleus; cyclin/CDK positive transcription elongation factor complex
Molecular function (GO): cyclin-dependent protein serine/threonine kinase activator activity
Source: RefSeq, a predicted model, not a curated record